CAAUGAAACGAUUGAUUUAGUAUAUAUAUCCAUCUAAACCGUUACAGAAAGCCAUGGCAACCAAAUCGACAGCCAUGGCCGCCCAACCUUAGCCUCAAUCCACCUCUCCCAAACCCCAAACCAUCCUUCCGCCUGAAACCAUCGCCAAAAUCCUCACCUCGAGCAUUAGCCACGGACCCACCUGUGCCGUCUCUUUAAUAUGCCCGGAAUGGAACCUCGGGGCUCCGUCUCGACGACGUUUGACCACAGCACCGAGGAGCACGCGUCGUUCUGCCUGACCCUUCUCGAUGACCCGCGCCGUGUGGGGGAGAAUGGUUGUGGGGACUUGAUGCUGACCGGUGCGCUCCCGGAGUCUUAUCAGCGGGAAUUGGCCAGGGAGUGGGCGUCGAACAGUGUGGUGGUUGUCGGGCAGGAGGUGAGCUCUGUCGGGCCGUUAUGGAGGAGGGAGAUGAGUGAGGAGGAGGUGAAGGGGAUGGUUUUGUUACGGGAGCCGAGGGCUGUCCGGUCGUUGCCGCUUGAGGAGGACUCUGCGUUUCCUCCGCCGCCGGAUUAUGAUGAGGCGACGCCGAGGUGGGAGUGGAUGGCUUAUGGGAUGGAUUGUAGGGAGAAGGAGAGGUUGCCUGUUUUGAGGGAGGAGUGGGAGGGAGGCUAUACGGCUACGAAGAACCUGUCUCUCAAUGUUGAGGUCGUGUUGCGACUUCCGAGGUCGCUCAAGGGAAAGGGCUUAGCGCUCUUGGUCAUUACCGGACUGAGAUCCUGCUCGCGGUACCAUGGUCCGGACCUGCUGCCGAUUGAAGAGGUCGAAGAGGCCGUCUAG
Molecule: messenger RNA, 817 nt
Organism: Parathielavia appendiculata
Lineage: Eukaryota; Fungi; Ascomycota; Sordariomycetes; Sordariales; Chaetomiaceae
Exons: 3
Coding region: 200-817 (205 amino acids)
Source: RefSeq, a predicted model, not a curated record